Molecule: messenger RNA, 1530 nt
Organism: Penicillium olsonii
Lineage: Eukaryota; Fungi; Ascomycota; Eurotiomycetes; Eurotiales; Aspergillaceae
Source: the annotation of a GenBank genome assembly
AUGUUCCCACGGAGGAAACCAGCUCCACUGGCUUUUCACCGAAAUCUCCCCCAGUUUCCCCCACAGUCUUCAUUCGGACUUUUGCCUCUUUUUUUUCCUUUUUUUUUUCCUUUUCGUUUUUUUCGUCUUUUUUUUCCCUUUUUUUUUUCGAAAAAUUCGAAUUUUCAAUUUUCAAUUUUUCCCUUUCUUUUUUUCCCCCGAUUCCGACCCCCUUCUCCGAUUUCUCCCUUCCCCCUCCAUUCUUCCUACUUUAUAUUUGUGACUCCCCAGAUCGUCAUCUCCAGGUUUCUUCCUUUUUUUUCUUUCCUUCUUCCAUCUCUGCACAUGCCACUACCGACUUCUUCCGUGGGUUUCUCCAAUCUACUCAAUCACGACGACAAUCCAGACAUGGCGUCUUCUGUUAGCUUGCUGCCGCCGCUCAUGAAGGGUGCUCGCCCAGCCACGGAGGAGGUGCGCCAGGAUUUGCCUAGGCCUUACAAGUGUCCUCUUUGCGACCGUGCAUUCCACCGCCUGGAGCAUCAGACGAGACACAUUCGGACGCACACCGGCGAGAAGCCCCACGCCUGUCAAUUUCCCGGCUGCACCAAGCGAUUCAGUCGCUCCGACGAGCUGACUCGACACUCGCGCAUUCACAACAACCCCAAUUCGCGCCGUAGUAACAAGGCCCAGCACCUCGCGGCCGCCGCUGCCGCCGCGGCCGGCCAGGAGUCCGGCAUGGUGACACCCACCAACAUGAUGCCCCCGCCCAGCAAGCCCAUCACCCGCUCGGCCCCCGUUUCCCAGGUUGGCUCGCCGGACGUGUCGCCUCCUCACUCCUUCUCCAACUACGCCAACCACAUGCGCUCCAACCUGGGUCCCUACUCCCGCAACACCGACCGCGCCUCCUCCGGAAUGGACAUCAACCUGCUCGCGACAGCCGCCUCGCAAGUCGAGCGCGACGACCACCUGGGAUUCCACGGAUCCCGCAACCAUCAGAUGUUCGGAUCCCGCCACGGCACCGGUCGCGGCCUCCCUUCGCUCUCUGCGUACGCCAUUUCUCAAAAUAUGACGCGCUCGCACUCCAAUGAUGACGAGGACCACUUUGGGGGCCACCGAGUCAAGCGCUCACGUCCCAACUCGCCCAACUCCACUGCUCCUUCUUCUCCUACUUUCUCCCACGACUCUCUUUCCCCGACUCCCGACCACACCCCGCUCGCGACCCCGGCUCACUCGCCUCGUCUGCGUCCCCUGGGCGCCAGCGAGCUCCACCUGCCCUCCAUCCGCCACCUUUCUCUUCAGCACACACCUGCCCUGGCUCCCAUGGAACCCCAACCUGAAGGUCCCAAUUACUACAGUCCCAAUCAGGGUCACAUGGGUCCCACCAUCGCCGACAUCAUGUCAAAACCCGACGGCACACAGCGCAAACUCCCUGUGCCCCAGGUCCCCAAGGUUGCCGUGCAGGACAUGCUCAACCCGGCCUCUGGGUUCCCAUCCAUGAACUCGUCCGCCAACAAUUCCGUUGCGGGUGGAGACUUGGCGGAUCGGUUCUAG